CUGGGGCUUGGCUGCACAGCCUGGCUCUUAGGCUCCACACGCGUGUGUGUGUGUGCCUCCGCUCUCUUCUCCUGAGCCCGGGACUACAGUAGCUAGACCCCAGGAAGUGAAGAGUUGGUUUCAGGGCCCAGGAAGGGCAGGAGAGACGCAGGCAACCUCCGUGCUCCCCACUCCUCCCAACAAGUCCCCCAAGAGUCUCCCCUCCUCUUUCCUGAACUCAGUAUUUCUGGGAAAGAAAACCCAAACGUUUCCCAGAUGAAGAGGGCUCACCUGCUUGUCGUGGGGCUCUACCUGCUGUCCUCCUGCAGGGCAGAAGAGGGGUUAAACUUCCCCACGUACGAUGGCAAGGACCGCGUGGUGAGUCUAACUGAGAGGAACUUCAAGCAGAUUUUGAAGAAAUACGACUUGCUCUGCCUCUACUACCACGAGCCUGUGUCUUCAGAUAAAGUUGCGCAGAAACAGUUCCAGCUGAAGGAAAUUGUGCUGGAGCUUGUGGCCCAGGUCCUGGAACAUAAAGACAUAGGUUUUGUGAUGGUGGAUGCCAAGAAAGAAGCCAAGCUUGCCAAGAAACUGGGUUUUGAUGAAGAAGGAAGCCUGUACGUUCUUAAGGGUGAUCGCACAAUUGAGUUUGAUGGCGAGUUUGCAGCUGACGUCUUGGUGGAGUUUCUUUUGGACCUAAUUGAAGAUCCAGUGGAGAUCCUCAACAGCAAACUGGAAGUCCAGGCCUUUGAACGUAUUGAGGACCAGAUCAAACUCAUUGGCUUUUUCAAGAGUGAGGACUCAGAAUAUUACAAGGCUUUUGAAGAAGCAGCUGAACAAUUCCAGCCUUACAUCAAAUUUUUUGCUACCUUCGACAAAGGUGUUGCAAAGAAAUUGUCCUUGAAGAUGAACGAGGUCGACUUCUACGAGCCAUUCAUGGACGAGCCCGUUGCCAUCCCUGACAAACCUUACACAGAAGAGGAGCUCGUGGAAUUUGUGAAGGAGCACCAAAGACCCACCCUACGUCGCCUACGCCCAGAAGACAUGUUUGAAACAUGGGAAGACGAUUUGAAUGGGAUCCACAUAGUGGCCUUUGCAGAAAGGAAUGACCCAGAUGGCUACGAGUUCCUGGAGAUCCUGAAACACGUGGCCCGGGAUAACACCAACAACCCUGAGCUGAGCAUUGUGUGGAUCGACCCGGAUGACUUUCCUCUGCUUAUUACCUAUUGGGAAAAGACUUUCAAGAUUGAUCUAUUCAAGCCACAGAUUGGGGUGGUGAAUGUGACAGAUGCUGACAGUGUCUGGAUGGAGAUUCCAGAUGACGAUGACCUGCCCACAGCUGAGGAGCUGGAGGACUGGAUUGAGGACGUGCUUUCCGGAAAGAUAAGCACUGAGGAUGAUGACGAUGGAGAGGAAGAUGAUGAAGAUGAUGAUGAUGAUGACGACGACGACGGCAAUAAUUCCGAGGAGGAGGAGAAUGGUGACAGUGACGAGGACGAGGAAUAGCUCCGACUCCACAUGGUUUUCAUGAAAACAGAAUCGCAGGAACCCGCUUCCACACCGACCGCACAAAGUGGCAGCCAGCAGCGCCGGCCCCCACCCAGCCAGCGCCUCCCCUUUGCCAGCAUCUCCUUUCCUGCUCCCUUCUCAUCAGAAGCUGUGCAGUUCAGCCAAUGCCUUUGUACAUCCAGUCCUCCCA
Rhinolophus ferrumequinum (greater horseshoe bat) is the source of this 1678-nucleotide messenger RNA. RefSeq names its product calsequestrin 2 (gene CASQ2). Gene Ontology annotation, biological process: regulation of cardiac muscle contraction by regulation of the release of sequestered calcium ion. The record is from RefSeq and is a predicted model, not a curated record. Gene Ontology annotation, cellular component: sarcoplasmic reticulum lumen. Lineage: Eukaryota; Metazoa; Chordata; Mammalia; Chiroptera; Rhinolophidae. Gene Ontology annotation, molecular function: calcium ion binding. The coding region runs from base 256 to 1485 and encodes 409 amino acids. The transcript is spliced from 11 exons.